GCUUUGAAGUGCGUCUUAUUUCACAUGGGACAGCCUUCAAAUCUCUACCACUUUCCGUAAUGCUGGAUACAGGAGCUGAUCCUUAACAAGUACGGGUAACAUGAAAAUAACAUUAUGAAAAAUAAUGAUUAAAGACAGGGAAAGCGUGCCAUUUUAACUGAAGUAGCAGUGGGCAACUUUAUAACACAACGUACAUCUUUGCUGGCUUUACGACUUUUUUCUUGUUAAUUUUUCCUUUCGCUGAGCAAGAUUUCAAACCGAUGAGAAGAGAAGACAAGAGCAGAGCGGUCUUUGAGGACACCCUAACUUGUAACGCAGCAGUGUCACGGUGUUUUCUUUUUGAUUUUUGUUACAUCCGGCACCUGUGUCAACUCUUCUACAGGCGAAGAAGAGAAAAGCGUGAUGAAGAUCUAAGGCGGCAGUAAGUGCGCAAGACCAUUGCUUUUAAUUUGCCGAGUCUUUAAAGUUGUUAUAUGUUUGUGCGUGGAGAGAAUCAAAACCAAAAAGACCACGUUCAUGCAAGCAGCUUCGGCGGAGUCUCGCACUUCCCUGUAAACUAAUUGACUGUGCCGAUUUACUGUAGCCGGGGCGACGUUCAAGUCGGGACGGAGUGUUUUCGACUCACAGACAGAAAGUGCCUUCAGCGCCCGAAAUAUGUCCAAACCUAUGGAUCACGUCAAGCGGCCCAUGAAUGCUUUUAUGGUGUGGUCAAGAGCGCAAAGAAGGAAAAUGGCCCAGGAGAACCCGAAAAUGCACAACUCCGAAAUAAGCAAAAGGCUGGGGGCCGAGUGGAAACUGCUUACCGAGUCCGAAAAGCGACCCUUCAUCGACGAGGCUAAAAGGCUGAGGGCUAUGCACAUGAAGGAGCACCCAGACUACAAAUACCGGCCAAGACGGAAGCCAAAAACGCUGAUGAAAAAGGACAAAUUUGCUUUUCCCGUUCCCUACAGUCUGGGCGACCACGAGGGACUUAAGGCAAACGGCUUGCCGGGAGGAUCGCUCUCGGAGUCACUGUUCGCUAACCCGGACAAAGCGGCAGCCGCCGCCGCCGCAGCUGCUGCCCGAGUUUUCUUCAACCCUUCUGCGGCGGCCAACCCUUACUCGAUUUUUGACUUGGGCUCGAAGAUGGCAGAUAUAUCGCCGCCGUCCUUCCCGUACGCUUCGCCUCUCGGUUACCCGAGCGGAGCUACGGCUUUCUCUGGGACUGGAGGGGUGGGCAGUGCUACGCACACUCACACUCACUCGCACCCUUCUCCGGGCAAUCCGGGCUACAUGAUCCCUUGUAACUGCACUGGCUGGCCCUCCGCGGGACUUCAGCCUCCUCUCGCAUACAUCCUGCUUCCUGGCAUGGGUAAACCCCAGCUCGAGCCGUACCCUGCGUACGCGACGGCGUUAUGACAGCUCGGCGAAAAGAGACACUGUGUAAAUGUGUAAAGACAGAAGGCAAGACGGAGUUUAUUACUUGCAUGAGCAGGUGUAUACAUGUGACAGGAGAAGAAGUGGCUCUCGGUGUCACAUGUGUAUGUGUAUCAAUUCAUACCUUUGUAAAAGGUACUUUCUUUUUAUUUUUUUUCUUGUUUUGCAAUUGACACAUAAGCAAACCAACACAAGAGGACAAAAAUACACACACAAAAAAAACGAAAACUGGACAGAAGAAAGGAGCUACGCAGAAUUGUUCUGCAAAAGGGAAAUGUGAACAUCUGAAGAAAACUAACUUAUUUCACUGCAACCUGUUGCACAUGCCAUCUGUGAAACGGACUGCUAAGGAAUCCCAUCAGCCAUUGACUGUGAAUGAAAACUUAUUUUUUAAAGAAAAGAUACUGAUCUCUUUUUUUUUCUAAAAAGAUGUUUAAUGAUAUAUAACAACAAAAAAAUAUCAAGGCAAUAAGUAUGAAUCACAAAACAACCUAUCCCAACUAUUUUUU
This is a messenger RNA of Erpetoichthys calabaricus (reedfish), 1925 nucleotides long. It is a transcript of the gene sox21b, whose product is annotated as SRY-box transcription factor 21b. The transcript has a single exon. The record is from RefSeq and is a predicted model, not a curated record. Lineage: Eukaryota; Metazoa; Chordata; Cladistia; Polypteriformes; Polypteridae. Gene Ontology annotation, biological process: regulation of DNA-templated transcription; cell differentiation; anatomical structure morphogenesis. Gene Ontology annotation, molecular function: RNA polymerase II cis-regulatory region sequence-specific DNA binding; DNA-binding transcription factor activity, RNA polymerase II-specific. Bases 655 to 1398 code for a protein of 247 amino acids.